This is a messenger RNA of Cuculus canorus (common cuckoo), 4723 nucleotides long. RefSeq names its product lysine-specific demethylase 5C-like. Lineage: Eukaryota; Metazoa; Chordata; Aves; Cuculiformes; Cuculidae. Gene Ontology annotation, biological process: chromatin remodeling. Gene Ontology annotation, molecular function: histone demethylase activity; DNA binding. Gene Ontology annotation, cellular component: nucleus. The record is from RefSeq and is a predicted model, not a curated record.
AAAGGGGGUGGAGGGGGGCGCCCCCCCCAGCGAAGAAAAGAGCCCCCGCAAAACCUCCGAGGACAAAGCCGGCAGAGAGGACAAACCCCGAAGGCCUUUUGGGGGUCCCCGAAGUGGCGGCGGAGGUGAAGCUUUUCGUCCUCCCCUUUUAUGUGGGGAACAACGAGGGGAAUGGGGGGCGAAUUGGUUCCCCCUUGGAAACGAAAUGGAACCCCCCGAAGACUUUUUACCUCCUCCGGAAUGUCCCGUGUUUGAACCCAGUUGGGCGGAAUUUAGGGAUCCUUUGGGUUAUAUCGCCAAAAUUCGCCCCAUCGCGGAGAAAAGUGGCAUCUGCAAGAUCAGACCUCCGGCGGACUGGCAGCCCCCCUUUGCCGUGGAGGUCGACAACUUCCGCUUCACCCCUCGCAUCCAACGCCUUAAUGAGCUCGAGGCGCAGACUCGGGUGAAGUUGAAUUAUUUGGAUCAAAUCGCCAAAUUUUGGGAAAUUCAAGGGUCUUCCCUCAAGAUUCCCAACGUGGAGCGCCGCAUUCUGGAUCUCUACAGCCUCAGCAAGGUGGUGAUGGAGGAAGGGGGGUACGAGGCCAUCUGUAAGGACCGGCGUUGGGCCCGGGUGGCGCAGCGCUUGGCGUAUCCGUCGGGAAGAACAUCGGAUCGUUUGCUCCGCGCUCACUACGAGAGGAUCAUUCACCCCUACGAGAUGUACCAGUCCGGAGCGAACCUGGGUCAGUGCAACGCGAGGCCCUUUGAGAGCGAGGAGAAGGAUCGGGAGUACAAACCCCACAGCAUUCCGCUCCGACAGUCCGUCCAACCCUCCAAGUUCAACACCUACGGCCGUCGGGCAAAGAGGCUCCAACAGGAGCCGGAACCGACGGAAGAAGACAUUGAGAAGAACCCUGAGUUGAAGAAACUCCAAAUUUACGGAGCCGGUCAAAUGUUGGGAUUGGGUUUGGUGGCCAAAGAUAAGACCCUCCGGAAGAAAGAUAAAGACGGACCUGAAUGUCCUCCAACGGUGGUGGUGAAAGAAGAACCUCUCCUCUCGGAUUCCAAAGUGGAGAUGACAUCUCCGAAGGUUCCUCCGAUGGAUGGGAAGGAGGAACUUCGCCACAGCCCCGAACCGUGCACCAAAAUGACGAUGCGGCUCCGGAGGAGCCAUAACAACGCUCAGUUUGUGGAUUCCUACGUUUGUCGCAUUUGUUCCCGUGGAGACGAAGACGAUAAAUUACUCCUCUGCGAUGGUUGCGAUGAUAAUUACCACAUCUUUUGUCUUCUUCCUUUGCCCGAAAUCCCCAAAGGAGUUUGGAGAUGUCCCAAAUGCGUCAUGGCGGAGUGUAAGAGACCCCCGGAGGCCUUUGGCUUCGAGCAGGCGACGCGGGAGUACACUCUGCAGAGCUUCGGGGAGAUGGCCGACGCCUUCAAAGCCGACUACUUCAACAUGCCCGUCCACAUGGUCCCUACGGAGUUGGUGGAGAAGGAAUUCUGGCGGUUGGUCAACAGCAUCGAAGAGGACGUCACGGUGGAAUACGGCGCCGAUAUCCACUCCAAAGAGUUCGGAAGCGGAUUUCCCAUCAGCGACGGCAAAAGGAAACUCUCCCCGGAAGAGGAGGAAUACGCCGCCAGCGGAUGGAACCUCAACGUGAUGCCCGUCCUGAAGCAAUCGGUGUUGUGUCACAUCAACGCCGACAUCUCCGGGAUGAAAGCGUGGCUCUACGUGGGGAUGGUCUUCUCGGCCUUCUGUUGGCACAUCGAGGACCACUGGAGUUACUCCAUCAACUAUCUCCACUGGGGCGAACCCAAGACGUGGUACGGAGUCCCUUCUUUCGCCGCCGAACAUCUGGAGGAGGUGAUGAAGAAGUUGACUCCGAGCUCUUUGGAGAGUCAACCGGAUCUUCUCCACCAAUUGGUGACCCUCAUGAACCCCAACACUUUGAUGGCUCACGGGGUCCCCGUGGUGAGGACCAACCAAUGCGCCGGAGAGUUCGUUAUCACUUUCCCCGCGCUUAUUCACAGCGGUUUCAAUCAGGGCUAUAACUUCGCCGAAGCCGUCAACUUCUGCACCGCCGAUUGGCUCCCGGCCGGUCGUCAGUGCAUCGAACACUAUCGUCGCCUUCGCCGUUACUGUGUCUUCUCCCACGAGGAGUUGAUCUGCAAGAUGGCCGCCUGCCCCGAGAAGUUGGACCUCAACUUGGCCGCCGCCGUCCACAAGGAGAUGUUCGUCCUCGUCCAGGAGGAACGGAAGCUCCGCAAAGCCCUCUUGGAGAAGGGCAUCACGGAGGCGGAGCGCGAGGCCUUCGAGCUGCUGCCGGACGACGAGCGCCAGUGCGACAAAUGCAAGACGACGUGUUUCCUCUCGGCCUUGGCCUGCUACGAUUGUCCUCAGGGCCUCGUCUGCCUCUACCACAUGGACGACCUCUGCAAGUGUCCGCGCAGCAAACAGUACCUCCGGUACCGCUACACUCUGGAUGAGCUCCCGGCGAUGCUCCAUAAGCUCAAGGUCCGAGCGGAAUCCUUCGACACUUGGGCCAACAAAGUCCGCGUCGCUCUGGAAGUGGAGGACGGACGGAAGCGCACGCUGGAGGAGCUUCGGGCGUUGGAAUCGGAAGCGCGAGAGCGGAAAUUCCCGGAGAACGAACUGCUCCAUCGGCUCAAGAGUUGCCUGAACGGCGCCGAGCGCUGCGUCUCCGAAGCCCUCGGACUCAUCAGCGCCCGCGAGAGCGGGCUGCCGUCGCCGUCGCUGUCGGUGGUGGAGCUUCGCUCCUUCCUGGAGCAGAUGCAGCAGCUGCCGUGUGCCAUGCACCAGCUCGGAGAGGUCCAGGCGCUCUUGGAACACGUUGAGGCCUUUCAAGCGGAAGUCCAAGAGGUUCUGGAAGCGGAAUCACCGGAACCCGGAACGUUACGGGAACUCUUGGAACGAGGAACUCGUUUGGGUGUGGAAGUGCCGGAAAAUGGACUUUUGGAAGGACAAUUGGCGCAAACGACGUGGUUGGAGGAAGUGAGGGCGACUUUGAGGUCCCCACGAGCUCGCGUCCCACUUCCGGUGAUGAGGGGUUUGAUCCAAGCCGGAAAAACGGUGGCGCCGGGACCGGCGGUGGAAGUGGCGAUGGCGGAACUGCAGGAAUUGCUCACCAUCGCUCAGCGUUGGGAGGAAAAGGCGCAGAUGUGCCUGGAAGCCAGGCAGAAACACCCUCCGGCCACGCUGGCCGCCAUCAUCAAAGAAGCGGAAAACAUUCCGGCUCUCCUUCCCAACAUCCAAGCGUUGAAAGAAGCUUUGGCCAAAGCUCGCGCUUGGAUCGCCGACGUCGAGGAGAUCCAGAACGGUGACCAUUAUCCCUGUUUGGAUGAUUUGGAGGGAUUGGUGGCGGUGGGCCGGGAUUUGCCGGUGCGGUUGGAAGAGCUGCGGCAGUUGGAAGUGCAGGUGGGAACGGCGCAUUCCUGGCGGGAUAAAGCCUCGCGGACCUUUCUCAAGAAGAAUUCCCGCUACACAUUGUUGGAGGUGUUGUGUCCGUGCGCCGACGCCGGAUCCGACAGCAGUAAAAGGCUGAAAUGGAGGCAGGAACCGGGCCUUUAUAAAUUGGAUGCCGAGAGUUUGGGGCUCUCGGCACAGGAUCUGCGCGAUCCCGGCGCCGUGAUCGUGGCCUUCAAGGAAGGCGAACAGAAAGAGAAGGAAGGAAUGCUCCGUCUGCGUCACGCCAACUCUCAGAAGGCCGCGCCGCCAUUACCGGGUCCCGGUCCUCCAUCUUGCGUUUGCGGUCAAGCGGCGAACGCCGAAAUGCUUCAAUGCCAACUUUGCCGCGAUUGGUUUCACGGCUCUUGCGUGGUUUGGCCUCGGUUAGGGGUUCAAAAACCCUCUCCGGCGUGGUGGGAGUGGGACGCCAAAUUCCUUUGUCCUCUUUGCCAACGGUCUCGUCGGCCGCGUUUGGAAACCAUCUUAGCGUUACUCGUGGCGUUACAGAAAUUACCGGUUCGGUUACCGGAAGGUGAAGCUUUACAGUGUUUAACGGAAAGAGCCAUUACUUGGCAAGAUCGGGCCCGGCAGCUUUUGGCGUCACCGGAUGUCGCCGGUGCUUUGGAGAGGUUGGCGACGUUACGGCAUCGGCUGAACGGAGACGGAACCGGAGCGUUGCGGGAAGCGAGUCGCAACGAGCAGACCAAGGUGUCGGUGGAGAACGGCGCCGCUCCCGAGAAGCACUGCCCCAGCGCAGAGCUGGAGGCGCUGGCGUCGGCGCUGCCGCGGCUGCAGGGCCCGGUGCUGGAGCUGAGCGAGACGCCGCGCCGCGCCCUCGACGACCUCAUGACCGAAGGGGACCUCCUGGAGGUGACCUUGGACGAAGCCCAAACCAUCUGGAGGCUCCUCCAGGCCACGCGGCCGCCGCCGCUCGCCCUCUUCCGUCUUCUCCUCGAGUUGGAGCAGGCGGAAAGGCGGGGGGCUCGCGCCCGGGGACGGGACCCCGAAAGACGUCGGAAACGCCGGGCGGAUCGAGGGGACCUCCCCGCCUUGGCCAAGGAAGAGCUGGAGCCAAAGAGGAGUCGGGGGCCCGAAGCGGGGGGGACCCCACGGGACAGCCCCCCCUUGCCAGGACCCCCCGCCCCAGGGGAUUCGUGACCUGGAGCCCCAGCUCGGACGGACGCUCCUGCCAGAGCUGAGGGGGGGCACACUGGGGACCCCCCCCCCAACACACACACCCCCCCCAGGACCCCCAAUCCCCCCCCCCCCAUAGCCCUUAGG